AAUAAAUGGUCUAGAGAAUACACAUAACACAUAAACUGUAGAAUUAGGAUGGAUUGAAGACGAGGACGAUGUCGGUGGAGGAGGUGUUGAGGACGAUGUCAGUGGAAGAUGCUGGGUAUGGUGACUUUUCGAAAUUAGACUCAGACGAUGACAAAGGAAAACAGUUCCAGGAUUUAGUGAUAAAGUUCAGCAACCUCCGUACUCUGUUGGAACCUGGAGCUGGGCGCUUUGGGGAGACCGCAGAAAACGAUAUUAGGCACAAGAUAGCUAAGACAGACUAUGCGGUUAUAGUUGGGGUAUCAACCCAGGAUAACCUUCCUCUGGACUCUGUUGGAAAAGCGCCAGAAAACGACGCCACUGUCAUGUCCGAUAUAUGCAGAUUACAUCUUGGCAUGAAGCCAAGUCGGGUAAAGCUCCUCACUUCACACAGAAAACGUCCGACCAGGGAAAAUAUCAGGAAGGCAGUGAAGGACGCACUGAAGACGACAAAAAGGGAGGACAUGGUCCUGAUAUACUAUAGCGGUCACGGACACACUGUUCAGGAUGAGCACUAUCUUGUUCCACAGGACUUCAGAAUGGAGGACACCCACGGGACAGGUAUCUCAGCUAGGCACUUCUACAAAUGGUUUUCAAAGUCAGACUGUCGGAGGAUAGUCCUGAUACUGGACUGUUGUUACGCGGAGAAGUUCACAGAAGCUUUCUACCGGGUGAGAGGUGAUCAAGAGAUGGACAAACAUCUGUACCUGUUAGCCAGCAGUGAGAUGUCACAACCUUCCGUGUCAGAUGAGUCGUGGUUGGAGUACGGUUACAUGACCUUCUUUAUCAAACAUUACUUUAACUUUGUCUGCGCCCCAGUUCAUCAGGUGUCCAUGUUGGGGCUAACACGUUUUAUUAAGAAAUAUGCGGUACCUCUCAGUAGGUUUACUUACACAGUGGAGGAUAAACAAGUAGAGCAAAGACCAGUACUAGCACACCUAGGGCCUGAUGGUGAGGUGGAGACGGACGCUUCCUACUAUGAUCAGAUAGACCCAGGUCUAGUAGACUACUGGUCAGGCAGGAUCAGGAAGUCGUACGCUUAUCAGUCCUGGUGGUAUGAGCGGAUGAAGGACGCCAAGGUAUUACUAAGUGAACCAACAUUCAGCUACUCCCGCCUCUACUUCGCCAUCUUCCUCAACGGUCUCAGCUCCCUCUGCAUACUCCUCUGUGAGCGCGACAGUUUCCAGAAGGAGCUGGACACACACGAACAGUUUAACGCAUUUGCUCUGGCUCUGGAGCAGCUGGUGACACGUGACCUAGAGGGUGUGACCCACUCAGAGUUUGAGAGAUAUGUUGCAGGGGAGGGGGUGUGUGAUCCCCGGGGUGUGAUACAGGGUGGGGUGUCAGAGGGGAUAAGGUCUGUUAGUCAGCCUUCAGCUCCUCCAGAAACUUAUGUUUGUACUGUUAACAGCACGUUCUGAAUUAGAACAGUUUUAAUUUAUUCAAUUUACCAUUUUGGCGAGAAUUUUGCGUUUGAGUGAUAUCCGCUAGAAAGUUGGCAUUGCUGUUAUCAGUAAGUUAGUUAUAGUAUUACACUUCGAAUUGAAAGACUUGAUUUUUGAAGAAGACCUAAUAUUAUCAUAUUUUCACACUGCAUGUCUAUAAUUAUACGAAUUUGAAAACACUAAAAAUGUGAAAACGAUCAUAUUGUUAUAGGUUUUUUACCCGUGCGUAAUACAAAUAUAAUAACGUUCCAGUACAUUAAUUACAAAUAGAUACGACACUGCUCUGUUUAAUCAGAGCUGUUGAAAUUUUAG
Bolinopsis microptera is the source of this 1793-nucleotide messenger RNA. RefSeq lists its product as uncharacterized. The record is from RefSeq and is a predicted model, not a curated record. Bases 69 to 1457 code for a protein of 462 amino acids. Gene Ontology annotation, molecular function: cysteine-type endopeptidase activity. Lineage: Eukaryota; Metazoa; Ctenophora; Tentaculata; Lobata; Bolinopsidae. The transcript has 6 exons. Gene Ontology annotation, biological process: proteolysis.